UCUCACCCCGCACCCCUUUCCCCUCUCUUUCCCUCCGCGACGGAUCGAUCCCGCCUCAGCGCCGCCGUCGCCUCCCUGUCUCACCCGUUCUGGCGCCGCCGUCCGCUCCCCCCCCCCACCACCCAACAACUCGCCGCCGCCGCCGCCGCCUUCAGGAGCCCCCCGCCGCACGCUCGUCGUACUGAUAAAGUGGGGAAAAUAGUGCGGGGGUGGGGAGAGAGAGCCAAACCCUAGCGUGCCGAAUCCAAUCCACCAAUGUCGCCGCCGGCGGGCGAUUGUCCCUUGAGCCAUUGUUGCCGCUGGAGGGAGCUGUGUUCACCGCAAAUACCUCGGGUCUUCCCCGGCCGGGAGUACGUCUCCGUGCCGGCCGACGCGGACAACAGCCCCGCGUGGUCGGUUCUGGUUGGCACCAUGGCAACGUCCGGGGGCAGCCGGUCGCUACGCCUGCACCGGUUCCGCGUCGCGCGCUCCGGCCGCGUCCUCUGCGGCGGUUCCCUGGAGAUGUUGGGCGAUGACUACUACAAAGCCGAGAUCCCAAAGUCACACGUCCGCGCUGCCACCGCCACGCGGAGCCCAGACGGCCGCUCCCUCUCGCUCUGUUUCUUCUCUCGGGAAAUCGACUUCUCCGAUCCCGUCAGCAAAAUCGCCCCUCCCAUCCCCCUGCAAAUGCUUGUGGACGUCGGCGGCGACAACGGCAGGGGUAUUACUGUGUCGCGCCUGCCUGGCCUUCCGCCAGAAGUAGGGCCCCUCACUGCCGAUCUGCCCCAUCUCAGCGGCCGGCGAUAUCUGGGCACCCCAUUUCACCACUUCUACACCUUCAAUUGCAACACCCGAGCUUGGGCUAAAGUUGUCACCACCUGGGAAGAAUGUAUGUAUGUUCCAAUCCGCGAACAUGGUGUGUACGUGGAGGAAGAUGACGCCAUCUACUUCCUCAGUGGCGCUGUUGUUUAUUUCUACAAGCUGUUCAAGGAUACCCAGAAUAGGUAUCGGAUGGCGCCGCCUACCGAAGUUUCUCUUGUUUGUCCUUUCAGCUCUGAAGGAUAUGGGUUCCUCUCAUAUCUUGGUGGUCGGGUCAUGUGCUCUGUCUGGAUCGGCGUGAGGCUCCCUUGCCAUUGCGGCACUAAGCAUGUGCUUAUAACCACAUUUCGAGUCAAGGGUGACAAGGGUGUUGAAGUCUUGCAUUCCACCUGCCGCCGGUUAGACAUGGUGCCGAGCAAGCCCGUUGAAUCCUACCUCGAGUUCAGCUUUCUACAGGAGUACGAGGAGUUCGAUCAUGAGAGAGUAACACCCAUUGCAAAAUUGAGAGUGAAUGCUAUGGUAUCCUCAACGCCGCCGGAUGACAUGGAAAUUCCGGCCAGCUCCAACGUGGGCAAGUCCUCCAGUAUGCUUGCUUGUUGCAGGGAGUUCUUGAAUGGAACACCAUUGUCAGGUACUGUUAUGCUUCAGAGAUCUGCUAUCCGAUCCAACAGAACAUUAUAUAUUAUUUGCCAAGCUGCUUCUCGUUCAACUGUGUAUGAGAUCAAUAUCUUGGAUGGAAGAUUGGCGUGCCAUGACAAGACUCUCACACCACAUUGCAUUCUGGAGACACCUAUGCCCCAUUUCGAGGAUGCUAUCGAGGGUGAUAUACUGUAUCUGCUUGACAGACCAUGGCAUUUUCUUUGUGACAGUAGAUCAAUAUAUGCUGUCCCAUCUGUAGAGGAUAAAAUUUAUUCUUGUCGCUUCAAUCAGGGCAUUUCUUCUCGCUUCAAUCGGGGCAUCAUCAAUCACAUUGAUUCAACAUGGCCUAUUGGUGUUGCAUUCCGCCUUGUAGUUCGACUUGGUAUCAAGCUUGUUGCUAUAAGUGAUACUCUCCGUGACGUCUAUCAUUUCUUCGAAGGCAUAUGGAUGCAUCAUGAGACAUUUGGGCCUCCUGGUCUAGAUAUGGAGGUUAGCCUGUCUGGAUAUGUGGUCUUGAGUCCCACCACCUUUAUGGUUUCUGAUGCCAAGACAAAUCGCUGCUUUCUGUAUGACUUAUUUUUUGACAGUUGGAGCCUUGUCAUGCCAUUUGUUGAGUCAGAACUUCUACCAAGUGAUUGUCCUAGAAUGGCUUUUCUGAGUGACAGAUGUGUAUUUGCUAAGGGUUUUAUUUACACUUGCUCACAUGGGGGACUUGCUGCAUAUGAGUUAGUUCAACAGGCUGAUUCUUAUUACCUGGGCGAGCGGGUUGAUUUGAAGUUAUCGUGGUGUAAGUAUUGGGAGCGCUACCAAAUGUGCUUGGAGUAUAUUGGUGAAGACACAAACUCUGGUGCCAUUAUGUUUUGUGUGAUGAAAGGUGAUUAUAUAUCUCAGCCUGGUUAUCCAUACAAUGAAGGGCCUAUACGUAUCACUACUGUCCAAGUGAAGACUGAGGAAAUGCCCAAUGGUAAACUCAAACCAAAAACAAUUGGCCACGUGGAUAUUGGCACGGCCUUUGUGGAGUCGAGUGGAGGGUCAACUUGGACCCGAGAUUGCUUUGCAGCUGCUUGUUAUUGAGCCUGAUGCUCGCUAUAACUUAUGCACUGAAAUUGCGUUGUAUGUAUUAUUAAUUUAUAACUUGCCAUUGCAUCAUGAAACUCGACUAAGAUGCAGUGAGGAUGUUUUGAAACAUGCGACCUCUGGGCAUAUGGUUGUUAAAUGUGGAUCUUUGACUUGACUCUGAGGAGAAAACUUCUGAAAAUAUUCUGUCUUUGUUCA
Panicum virgatum (switchgrass) is the source of this 2712-nucleotide messenger RNA. RefSeq lists its product as uncharacterized. The transcript is spliced from 5 exons. The record is from RefSeq and is a predicted model, not a curated record. NCBI's taxonomy places the organism in Eukaryota, Viridiplantae, Streptophyta, Magnoliopsida, Poales, Poaceae. Bases 256 to 2511 code for a protein of 751 amino acids.